Molecule: messenger RNA, 1927 nt
Organism: Formica exsecta
Lineage: Eukaryota; Metazoa; Arthropoda; Insecta; Hymenoptera; Formicidae
Product: tetratricopeptide repeat protein 25-like
Exons: 5
Coding region: 77-1927 (616 amino acids)
Molecular function (GO): protein binding
Source: RefSeq, a predicted model, not a curated record
UUGCGAUAGUUACUUCCGACCGAAAGACAAAUCGCGGAUAUCUCCGAUCGGAGAGGGAAGCUUACUGGCGGUAUGAAUGGCUACUUCUGGCAGAUUGGAGCUUAACGGCGUCGCGCGCGAUCUCGAUGUCACCAAACGGACUGUGGAGAAUGCGGAGAGUCGUGCGCGUCUUCAGAUAAGGCCAAGCGUUUCGAGGCUGUCGCGUGAAAAUAACCGGCAAUAUGCGCAAGCUCUACAUCGUCAAGCGGACGAUUUGUACCAACGUGGUGAAUAUGAGUCAGCAUUGGUGCUAUAUCAUCGAGCGGCUAUUGUAUGCCCGCACGACAGCAGUCACAGUGUGGCAGCACGACGUACCGCGGCCACGAUAAACUCAUGGAACCAUCCGGAGAAGAGCUUGGCGAGGCUUUCGCCGAGUACGAAGUAUGAUGCAAUCUCAAAGGUAACUUCAGUUCCCGAGAGUUCGGCGUUCAAAACACGCGAUGUUUCAAAAUAUCUCGACAUCCGCAAGAAGAUCUCCCAGAAAACUUCCCCCGCACUAGGUUCAUUGAGCUCCCAAUUGACUCGAUCCAGAACGAUAUUGAAGCACAUAAAUAAUCGUGCCAACGCCAUGUUAAAGAAUUUGAAAGCUAAUUUUAACGCUGGCAAAAUGAAGGCCUCGUUGAGAUUCGCUGAGGAUUUACUGACGUUAUCGUCCGGUUUGGAAGAUCCUCAUCGAUACACGAUACCAGCGUAUCGAUAUUUAUCUCUGAUCCACAUCGCCUUGGGAAGGCAUGAUCGAGCUUGCAGUAACGUCGCCAUGAUGGUGCGCUUGGCGAAGAGAACCAAGGACGUCGUUCUCCUAUCGAAAGCUCUCGUGACUCUCGGCAAAGUACAUCUCAGUUUCGGUCAUCUGGAGGUCGCCGCUCGUGCUUGGGAAAAUUUGUCGAUCCAUGUCGAUCAUCCGGUGCCGCGAGCCUGGUUGCAUCACGAGAUCGGACGCUGCCAUUUGGAGAUGGGGAAGUACGUCGAGGCGUUGCGCAAGGCGUCACAGUGCCGGGAGUGUGCGGAAGAGGCGAGUUCGAACAAGUGGACCUUCCAUGCGGGUUUACUGCGGGCGCAGUGCCUGGCGACGCUGGGUCGUUUCGCUGGUGAUGACUCCAUUUCUCAAACUAUCGCCCCGAAGGCGCUCGAAGAGCUGCGAGUCGCCGCAAAGAUUAGCGAGGAGGAGGGUGAUACCCCGAUGCUGUCUUACAUCCGAGAUCUAAUCAAACAGCUGAAUCGCGCUCUGCGCGAAGUCACGUUCGACGAGGAUCAAUGCUUAAAGGAUGCUCUUCGAAGGUUAUCGCCACGGAGCGAAGAGACUGGACUAUUCGAGGGAAACGAAGCGAUAACAACUUUGGGAAUUAGGAGAAUGUCGACUAGCAAGGUGGACGACGCUUUAACGCCGUCGUUUUAUUCCGACUGCCUGGAGGACGAGUUUCUCGAUCCGCAUAAAAUAGAUAACGAGUCAAGUUCGUUGGACAGUGCGAGAUCUUUCAGAAGUAAAAGGACUAAUCUAACAUACGUAAUCGAGUCUCGUACAGAUGUUUCAAGUCGAGGCAAGCUCGACGACGAACUGGCGGAAUUUUUAUCACGGGGAUCAGAUACGACCUUCAGAACGUGUUAUAUAGAAUCCAAGCAUUUCAUCGACGAAGAGAAAACAUCGGCCUCUUUAAAACAACCAAUUGAAGAGUGUUCUAGUAACGUCGAGACAAAUGGCGGACGAGUUGAAUGCAAGACAAUCAGGAUCACGAAAUCCUGCGAGAAUGGAGGGUGUACCUUUGACUUUGACAAGACAAGUCAAGACGUUCGAAUCUCGCACGGAUCUCGUAGAACGCGAAAACUGGACAACGAAAAAGAAUCUGUCGUCCGCGAGGCAUUUUUCGAUUCAGUAUCCGUUCAAAGCUAA